AGGCCACAGGCGCGCACACGGGCGUCACAUGCUGGGGGGCCCCCGGGGAUGGGAGAGAAGCCCGUAAGGGUGCCAGAUGGCAGGGCUGAGAGGGGCGGGCAGCACGCGGAGGCGGGGAGGCGGCCCGCUGCUCAUCCCGAGGCCGCACGCCUCCUCCAGCCAUGGACGGGGCCGGGAGACAGCAGGUGCACGCCCUACUGCCCGUCUGCCUCGCCCUGGCCUUCUCCCUCGCCGCCCUGGGCAGCAGCCACUGGUGCGAGGGGACCCGCAGGGUGGCAAAGCCUCUGUGCCAGGACCUUCCGGGAGGGCUAGGAUGCAUUCAUCUCAACAGGGGCCACGGCGGUGGCAGGAGGGACGACGAGAGCCAGGCCGUCCAGUACAUUUGGGAGACGGGAGACGACAGGUUCAUCCAGAGCCGGUUCCACGUGGGGCUCUGGCGGUCCUGUGAGGAAAACCUCGGCAGCGCAGGUGAAAAGUGUAGAAGUUUCCAGAGUAUAAUACCAGCUGAAGAACACGGACUUUUGUGGCUGUCCAUUGGGGCCGAGAUCCUGAACAUCCUUCUGGUGUUGACGAGUGCCGUCCUCCUGGGCUCCGGAGUGAGUUCUCAGAGCGCUGGUUUCCGCUGGCUCAAUGUGGAUGCUUCUGUAGCCAUCCUCACGGUGCUCGCAGGGCUCCUCGGGAUGGUGGCCCACAUGAUGUACACAACCAUCUUUCAAAUCGCUGUGAACCUUGGUCCCGAAGACUGGAAGCCUCAGACGUGGGACUACGGCUGGUCAUACUGCCUCGCGUGGGGUUCUUUCGCGCUCUGCAUGGCUGUGUCGGUCAUGGCCGUGAACAGAUACACGGCAGCCCGCCUGGAGUUCAUAGAGAAGCAGAGGGUACGGAAAGGCAGUAAGCACUCUCAACACAAAUUCCCGGAACCCAAGGCUUCGGAAAGUGUUCGGGAAAUGGAAGCUGCUCCCAGCCCUGCCGGGCAUGCCCUUGUGAGUGCAUCUGAGCACCUGCCACCAAAUGCCCCAGGGAAGGUGUCCAUGUGCUAGUCACAAGCUACCAGCUCUGCAGAGGCAGGCCAGCCAGGCACUUACGUCCACAACGAACAUCUCUGGGGUGGACUUCAGAAGGCUGUGGUCCGGGUAAACCUUCUACCCAUCAUCUUACCCUUCAUUAAACACCUUUGGCUUCAGCUACUGGUUCCCGGUAAAAUGCCAGUAUCUUUAAGUGAGAUCACUCUUACAGAAGAUAUCAACCAUUGACACUCUAGUAUAAAUCAGCAUCUCAGGUUUUCCUGACAGUGAGUUUAAUCAAGAUAACCAAAGGAGAUGGGACAUGUGAACACUUAGGGUAAGAAGUUUUGAAGACAGGGGAAGGCAAGGUUCUAACUACCAAAAGUAUAAAAUGUGUUGCCCGCACAUGUUUGUUGACGGAAGAGUAUCCAGAAUUUUUUCCCCUUAAUUAACAGACACAGAUUGAUAGCAUGUGUGACUAUCCCAUACUUCCUUUUUUUUAUUUUCAUCAAGAAGCCACGAAUUGAAAUUAAAAAAAUUAGUUUUGUGUUACUUUAAAUAUAUAUUUUCUUCGAAAUUUCCUAAUUUCUACCUAUAGUAAAAUCUACUUAGAAGCAUAAUCAAAUGAUAAAACAAAAUGAGAACAGCCGGAUGGAAUGACACCUUAUCGCAACCAAGUAGAACAAAUGUUGGAAAUGUUGUACUUAAAUUGCUAGGCACUUUUGCUUCUAAAAAUAAACAUUGCUAUGGGGCUUCCUGGUGGCUCAGUCGACUGAGCGUUCAACUUUGGCUCAGGUCGUGAUCUCA
Messenger RNA from Felis catus (domestic cat), 1811 nucleotides. RefSeq names its product GSG1 like 2 (gene GSG1L2). The coding region runs from base 162 to 1040 and encodes 292 amino acids. The transcript has 5 exons. Gene Ontology annotation, cellular component: plasma membrane. Lineage: Eukaryota; Metazoa; Chordata; Mammalia; Carnivora; Felidae. The record is from RefSeq and is a predicted model, not a curated record.